Molecule: messenger RNA, 12721 nt
Organism: Podarcis lilfordi (Lilford's wall lizard)
Lineage: Eukaryota; Metazoa; Chordata; Lepidosauria; Squamata; Lacertidae
Source: the annotation of a GenBank genome assembly
GGCGAAAGCGAGCUGCGCGUCAGCGCGCAAAAUAAAAACGUGAGGAAGUGGGGCAGGGAGCGGCCGAUCCCAGCGGGGAAGUGCGGCCAAUCGCGGGCCGCCAGUGUAGGAGGCGGGACCAAAAGAAUAAAGAAAAAAAGAAUACGCAGUUGGUGUGGUGGGCGUGGCUUUUUAGGGCAGCUUUGGCGCUUCUCAGGUAAGAGAGAGAGGGAAAGGACGCGCGCGGGAAAAAGAGAGAGAGGGGAGGGGUGCGGUGUCGCGCGUGCCGGGUCCGUUGCUCCAGAGCGCGGGAAUUCGAGGGCGGACUCUGGCGGGAACUGUCUGGCUGAGGGCGCUAGGAAGGGGAAGCUCAGUCCAGUGUGCAUUUGCUUUAAAUGAAACCGAAACCAGGCACAGAGAAAUUAAUAAAAGACCCACCGGAUGUCAAAGAGAAAAACAACUACCAGACUUUUACUACUACUACUACUACUACUAAUAAUAAUAAUAAUAAUUUUUAUUUAUACCCCGCCCUCUACCCCGCCCUCCCCAGCCAAGGGCUCAGGGCGGCUAACAAGCAAUAAUAAAAACAAGUUGAAUGAAUACAACUUAAAAACAAGAUUAAAAUACAACAAUACUGUUGAAACAGUAAAAUGUUAAAAUGCAGCCUCACCACAGGAGGAGAAAGGAAAAAGAAAGACAUCUGAAGGCAGCCCUGUUUAGGGGAGCUUUUAAUGUUUAAUAGACUUGUAUUUUAAUAUUCUGUUGGAAGCCGCCCAGAAUGGCUGGGGAAACCUAGCCAGAUGGGCGUGGUAUAAAUAAUAAAUUAUUAUUAUUAUUAUUGCCAUCAAGGUGGCGUCUGUAGUUUUAAAGGCAGCCACGGCCAGGAGUGCCUCUGAGCAUGUGGUGAAAGCUGAGGAAAGCUCCAAUGGCCGGCACUUCCUUACUCCACUCCCCACAGAUUCCCUUAUUGUUUUUUUCAUAUAUUUAGUCCACCGCUUGAUUUUUUUAAAAAAUAAAACCUUAAAAGAGGUUUCCAGAAGACAAAAGCAAGUGAAACCAGCAGAAAUUCGCAACCUUACAUUUUACAACCCCUUGUGUCCCUAAUCUGCCCUGUGUUCCUCUAAAGAAGGGCUGUAUAUAAAUUUAAGAGAUAAAAAAAGUAUAAAUGUUUUAAAACACACACAAAAAGUUAACAUCCUAAAGCAGAUUACAAUCCGCUCAGCUUUCUAAGGUAGGCUUGUCAACAGGAAUCUUAGAAUCAUAGAGUUGGAAGGGACCUCAAGGAUCAUCUAGUCUCAGCCCCCUGAAAUACAGGAAUCUCAACUAAAGCAUCAAUGACAGAUGCCCAUCCAACUUCUGCUUUAAAAGUGUAGGAAUCUAGGAUGAACAGGGAGGAAGGACUUCUUUUUUGCUUCCAGUGGGAUGAUGUAAUUUUAUUUUUUGCUUGUUACAGAUGCUUUGCAUUUUGGUUGUGAGCUGCCCUGGGGAACUGCAAAUGGUGGGAAAGGCAAGAGUAUAUUAAUGCUCUUUUUCUAAAAAAUGCAAAAGGCACGGCCAGGCCAAGCUAAAAACCUAACCACGACCCGUUAGGGCUUACCAAGCGCGUCUCACAAAGCAGUUUGCAUUAAUACAUGUAUAAAAAUAAACCAUCCGUUUUGAGAAGUUGUGUAUAAAUCAAACAAACACAAUGGGAAAAUAAUUGUUUUGAAAGCAAGGUCAUUUAUUUAAAGAAGUGGGAUUCUGACUGGGUUCUAGAUAGAGUAGUAAAUGAAGGUUGAGCUGGAAUAACGGUUGUAAGGGUUGAGAUAGCCUGUCUGCAGGCCUUAAUUUGAACUCCCUGGAGUGGGCUAUUGGUGCCAGGACACAAAGGUAUAGUAACAGAGAAAAGGUUGCCUCUGAACGUGUGCAGAGUUCUCUGUCACUGCUGAGAAUCCAUAAAUGUUGCCUCACUUUUUUACAAUUGUAUAAAAGGCCUCUAAGUUGAGUGAAGGCCUUCUGGAAAGGUUUGGGCCUUGGUACUUGGGGGGGGGAGUCUGUGCUGUAAUUAAUUAUUUUAAAAUUUAUGCUCAGUUUAUUUUAUUCCUCGUGUCAUUUGUUACAGAAUGUCUAUUGUCCCUGUUUUAUCUUGCAAGUUUUAAGUAAGAAUUGAGCUGAACUUUAAAAGGAAACAUGUUGGAUGUUGUAUCAGCUGAAUGGUGGUUGCAGGGAUUAAGAACAUAAGAAGAGUUGCUGGAUCAGGCCAAUGGCCCAUCUUUCCCAGCAUCCUGUUCUCACAGUGGCCAACCAAAUGCGUGGGAAACCUGGAAGCAGGAACUGAGUGAAACAGCACUCUCCACUCCUGUGAUUUCCAGCAACUGGCAAUCAGAGACAUAGUUUCUCUGACAGCAGAGGCAGAAGAUAGACAUUGUGGCUAGUAGCCACUGAUAGCCUUAUCCUCCCAUUAUUAUUUUCCGAUCUUCAUUCAAAGCCAUCCAGGUUAUUGACCAUCACUGCCUCCUGUAGGGUCAAGUUCCAUAGUUUAUAGUUUUGAGAGCCAGUGUGCUGUAGUGGUUAAGAGCGGUAGUCUCGUAAUCGCGUCUCCGCUCCUCCACAUGCAGCUGCUGGGUGACCUUGGGCCAGUCACACUUCUUUGAAGUCUCUCAGCCCCACUCACCUCACAGAGUGUUUGUUGUGGGGGAGGAAGGGAAAGGAAAAUGUUAGCCGCUUUGAGACUCCUUAAAGGGAGUGAAAGGCGGGAUAUCAAAUCCAUACUCUUCUUCUUCUUAUGCGCUACUAGGAGAAGGAUUUUCUUCUGUUUUUCCUGAAUCUUCCAACAUUCAGCUGACUUCAAAAGAGCAGGUUUUUUUAUUUUAAAAAUUGUAUUUAUUUUGAUAUUUAGGAGCUCACACUUAAUAAAUACUUAGCCCAAUGAAGCAUGGAGAGGUACAAAGCGGGAGAGUGACAAUGAUUGUGAGGAGGUAUCGGCCAUUUUCUGUUUUGUAAUCAAUUUAAUUUUUUUAAUUGUUUUUAAUUAGAUUUUGUAAUUAAUUUAAUUUGUAAUUAAUUAAUUUCUCUAAUCAUUGUCCGUUUCUGGCAGGAAAUGCCACCACAGCAGCUGAUUCGGAACUUUCACUUUGAGCUGUAUGCAAUUCUUAAAAUAGAAGAUUUGCAUUAACUGAAACAGGCUUCUCAGCACUUUCACCCUUAUCUCUUCCUUAAUUUUGUGGUUGUGUGUUUUCAAAUAUUUGCUAGCUUAUUUCACUUGGUGUGGAGAAAGAGGAAUCUGAUACAAGUGAGCUCACUUUACGGAGAUUUACAGCAGUAUAGGUCGGCUGCGACGGUAUUAUUUUAAAACAUUGCUUAUAAGGUUCCACUGCCUCUGCAAGAUAAAACAGAAGAGAUUUUUCAACUUCCCCACAAUUUAACUUGUUAAAUUUAAGUCUCAGGUUAGGAGAAUCCCACUUUCUAUUUUUGCGGGGGGGGGGGGGGAUUUAUUAUCCAAGCCUGCAGUUCCCUGAAUUCACAACUACAUUUUAAUUUGAUUUCUUAGUAAGUCCUUAUGGAACCAAAUUCCGAAAACAGAAGAUAUGAAACGAGGAGAAAUGCAAGAGCAAAAGAACCGGUAGCCAAAUCUCGGAUUGACUGGCAGCGAACUAAGGGAAGAUGUAUAUUGUUUGAUAGCGAGGAAGAGAGUGAUGAAAUUACAUCAGCAUCAGAAAAAGAACUUGAAACCAGUUCAGAUGAUGAUUCAGAUGAGAGAGAGAAAGGUGAACCCAUACACGAUGAGGAUAAAGAUGAAACUUCGGUGAACGCAGGUGGCCUUCCAGAUGUUGAGACAGGUGGUGAUUGUGCAGCAGGAGAGGACGCAGAUGAAGAAAGCAUCAACCUUGGGAAACGCAAGAGGUCUCGGAGAACCGUACUGUAUGACAGCGACGAUAGUGACAAUAGCAACAUUGUUAGAAAAGUGAUUGCCAAACGCAGUUGCAUAAUCGAUGAGAACGACUUGUCCACUGAACACACAUCACCUGCAGAAAAAGAAGCAAAGAGAAAACAAGGCAGGCUAAUGAAACUGCAGGAAUUGCCCCAACGGCGAUCUACUCGAGCUUCCGGCCUCAGUGAAUGUCAUGAGGUACAUUUUUUAUUCAUUUGCAGAAUGUAUUGUUGUGCUUGCUGUUCUCGUGCAGAUUUGGUGCUCAUGAGAACUUUCAUUGGAAAAUGCUAAAAGUAAAAAGGAACUGCUGCUACUUAUUGCAGGAACUCAUACAGUAUACUACUAGGCCCAGUCCCUGAACCAGAAAUAAUCUUGACUUGGCUCUGGUAUUGUUAUGGCAACAACUUUACUGAAAACAGGAAGGUGACUGCCUUGCAUUUUGGCUUCUCUCUACUUCCCAAGCUAGGACAAGUUAUCUGAAAUUGUACAGGCACCUUUUUACAUCAAGGCAGUGAUGCCAGUUCAAUUGUUGAGAGUAGCCAUGGUCUAUUACCCUACCUUGGGUGGUAAUGGGUGUUUGGGAGUGGUUUGCCAGUGCAUGAAGCAUGUGUUGUGUUGAGCUCUUUCAAUUAAUUUUGUUUGAUUUGCUCAAUGCAGAAAGCUGAAAGUCUGUAAAUUUUGUUAAUAAGACUGAUUUGAAAUGAGGGUUGAAUAAUUUCGACUGCAAAUAUAUGAAAUGAUCUGGACCCUGCACUCAUCCUCUGAUGCCCUUCUUCGUGUGCCUCCUCUGCAAGAGGUCGGGAAGGUGGCAACAUGAGAACCAGCCUUUUUUGCACUGGCUUACCGUUUGUGGAAUGCUCUCACCAGGGAGGCUUGCCUCACUCCUUCAUUACGUAUCUUGAGGCGCUGGGUGAAAAUGUUCCUCUUCUCCCAAGCCUUUGGCUGAUUAAACAAUUGUGGCCUUUUAAACUGGGGUUGGGGGUAUUUUUUUUGUUUGUUAUUAUGUUAUAUAAUUUUGUGUGUUUAUAUUCUAAACUGCCCUGUGAUCCUUGAAUGAUGGGCAAUAUGGAAAGUUAGUUAUUAAUAAUAAUAUGUUAUGGUAACACAAAUGAAUUUAAAUAAAGGAUUCAAAUAAGCCUCUGCUUCUUAAUGUCACUAGGGUUCUGAAGAGGAUGUGAUAAUAGAAGAUGAUUCUUCCCAUUCAUCUCUCACACCUGCUGAAAUCAGUGAUGCAUCUGAGGUUGACAGCAUGAAAGAUUUCAUAGUUGAGGAGGAGGAGGAGGAGUUGGAACAAGAAAACUCUGAGGAAGACAAGAGCCAGUCACAAAAGAAAAAGCAAGCUAUGUCAGGCACAUUGCUGCAGAAGUGCUUUCCAUACUGUAAGGUUAAAAUAAAAAUCCUGUAAACAUCAUUUAUGUAGUGUCACAAUACAAUAUUUAUUAGAGCCCCACCAAACAUUAUUUUUUCCAUGUAGGUAACUCAUGUAAAUCAUCAGUCUGACAACCAUACUGAUAUUUUUAUUUCUUACAGUGGCCCAUGUUGAUCAUUUUGUCCAUUUCCAAAGAGUUGUAAAGGCGUUUCUCAUCAAUGCAGUUGACAAUAACUUUUUGAUGUCAUUAUAUGGUAAGCAAAUGUGGAUUUUCUUAAUCAAAAGGCUUUUUAAUCACCUUUUAAAAUUAUUAUUGAAGCAAAUAAGUGUGUUACUAUACGUAGCUUUGUGAGACUAACCAAGCAUAUGAUAAUUUGAUUUCCUUCUCUUUCCAACAGAGGGGAGAAGACAAAAGAAGUAUGCAAAAGAAAUGUUGACUUCCCUUCGCUUCUUCGACAAUGAUUUUGUUCGACCUCGUGUUGACAAUUUAGUGGCGAGAAGUCGCUGGACAGAAAAAUAUACGGUAUUGGGGUAUUGUUCAAUGUUCUUAUAAAUGACUCUGGUGAGGUGGUGCCUUUCAGAUGUGCAGAUGGCUUGAAGCUGAUAGGGAUAGCUAACACCAUGUUAUAGAAGAUAGCAUCAAAGUGAUACUGACAGGCUGGAACAUUGGACUGAAAACUGAUGGGAAUUGGAAGAGGAUGUAUUAAUUAUAUCUACUUCUCUAUAGAGCCAUGUAUGUGGGUUAACAAACAAACAAAGGAAUAUGACUGCAAACCUGUAUUCAAAGUGCAGGGCUUAGCAGACUCUCCGAUGGGGAAAACCACUGAGCCUAGGGCUUGCCAAUCGGAAGGUCGGCUGUUCGAAUCCCCGCAACGGGGUGAGCUCCCGUUGCUUGGUCCUAGCUGUUGCCAACCUAGCAGUUCAAAAGCACGUCAAGUGCAAGUAGAUAAAUAAGUACUGCUCCGGCGGGAAGGUAAGCGGCGUUUCCGUGUGCUGCUCUGGUUUGCCAGAAGCGGCUUAGUCAUGCUGGCCACAUGACCCGGAAGCUGUACGCCGGCUCCCUCGGCCAAUAAAGCGAGACGAGCGCCGCAACCCCAGAGUCGGCCACGACUGGAGCUAAUGGUCAGGGGUACCUUUACCUUUAAACCUUUUCUUUAUCCUGUGUCAGCUGUGUGCAGCAGCAGACUUCCUUCCGCCCGUCUGUGCAGUUAAUAGACAACACACUGAAAUAAGUUUGUAAUUUUUUUACUUACAGAUUUAAGGUAUCAGUUAUGCAUUGUACUAUGUGGCAACAAUGGAAAUUGCAGACAAAAAUAUUAUUGGGUAGAACUAGAACAAUGUUGCUAUUGCGAGGCACAUCCUCCUUCCAUGGCUCACAUUGUGAAGGAAGAGAAUGAGGAAAGGAAGAGAAGGAACACGUCACUUCCUCGCAGGGGGUGAGGGGGCAAUGACCUAACUGAGCCUACUCUAGAAAUUAAGAGCUCUGUGGUCCUUAACCAAGCAGUUGAAAUUAAACAGAUAAAUAUAUGAAUGUUUAGUAUUGUUGAAUUGCAAUAGUUGAUUCUGUGGAACAAGUGACCAGCAAAAUUUCCAACCGGAUAUCUUUUUUCCAGAAACGGGUGGAUAGUUAUCCUGACAUCCGCAUAGUUGAGGGAAUUGGAGAGCACCGUUCCUGUCAGGCCUGUGAACUGCAGAGGCACUGUAGGUUCACAGUGAUUCUGUCAGGGAAAUCAUACGAUCGUGAGAAAAUGCAAGUAGAUGACUUCAUGUCACAUGACAAGCAGGUAAAUUUUGUUCCCAGGCUACAAAACUGCUAAGAACCAAAAAGUUAAAAUGCAUUGCAUAUUUUUUUUUGUGAGAUGUUGAUGUUAAUAUCUUUUAGCCUCAUGCUUCUUUUUAGUCUACUUUUGGGUAAUGGGUUUUUGGCAGUGGUUUCAAAGAUUUCUGUUGCUUGUAUUAGUGGCUAAGUAUAUAAUACUUGAAAAUCCCAGAUGGCUAUGAGAAAUUUCCUCUAUAGUGCUUGUUUAUGAACAAGCUGAUCAUUAUGAUAUCCUUAAAACUACAUUCUAUCAAGAAGUAUAUAGCAAGCUUUACUAAGAAUAAUUGAUGUCUAUAUGCUAAUUAAUAUACUUGCAAAUAAUAAUCCUGACAUAAAUUUUUGGGUAAUUUUAUUUUUUUUAAAUUAGAUUCAUCUUCUCUGUGUGUAUAUCUAGAUCUAGAUAUAUAGUGUCAACAAGAUAGUUCAGGUGGUUAGAUCAUGGCGCUGAUAAUGCCAAGGCUGCAGGUUUGAUCCCUAUAUGGGGCAGUUGUAUAUCCUUGCAUUGCAGGGGGUUGGAUGAGAUGAUCCUCAGGGUCUGAGUUCCAACUCUACAGUUCUAUCUGUUAGAGAGACCAAGGCUUAUGGUAUAACAGUAACUUGUAUACUUGGCAUAUUAUUUAUCUGUGAAAAAUUAUCCCUAAACCUUGAUCUUCAGAAUUCCCUAUAAAUUGACAGUGCUUGGGUUGGUUUGACUAUAUGUGUAAACUGAUCAAUGGUUUAUCUGUCUUCAUAUAUAAACCAAGUAGAUAGUCUUAGAUAGUUGUACAAGCAUGGGAACUGAAUUGGUGCACUCCAGAGGCUUUGAUUUUGCAAUGUGAGAAUUAUAUACUUCCAAGAGUAUUCGGUCAAACUCCAGUGGUGUGUUGACAACAUCUGUUGUACAUAUGUGCAGUUUUAACUGGGCUAGUGUACCUGUGGGGCUCCUAAUUUCAUAUUCCCUAACUUUCUCAAGCAGAGUGACUCUUUAGAUUUACACUGGUGUGACUGUUCUACUGUAUAAACCUAGGCUUUGCAGUGUUUAUGUUCUAUAACCAGGGUUUUUUUUAAAAAAAAUAUAUUCCCUUGCAAUUCAGCUAGUGUUGAACAGGGUAUGCUUUGUGAAUUACAGGUAAUAAGUGCAUACCAACAAAGAUUUAAUCCUUUUAAUUUAUUAUUUCAAACAUUUCGCAGCCCCAGUGGCACUGGUAUUAGAACUGAUUAAAGCAAGUGAUCACCUCUGUGCCUUCCUGAAUUGACAUUCUUAGGGUAGCAGUGGGGAAAAAGGUUCGGUUUUCAUUUAUGCCAGUGAUGCCUUUGGAAAAGUGGCGAGUGUGGAAGUUAGAUUCAGUUAGAUAUCAAUAAAUGUCCUGCUCAGGUUUUGUCAUACCUUACUUGUUUAAUUGAUGAGACUAUUGCAUUGCCCAUUAUUGCCCAAGACCUGCCCAGUAAAAGAGCUUUCCUUUUAAUAAUACAGGCGUUGCAGAUUGGCAUUGUGUGUAGAAACCGUACUGAAGUUUAUCACAACCUGAAACAUUUUAAAUACAAGCUGUAUCAGAAUUGCUGCUCUCUAAUGACAAGCAAUGAAUUCCAGGAUGCACCAGUCAAAGAUACAGUGUACAGAGUUUUCACACAGCUGAAUAAUGAAGGCUGGAUUGAACAGGUACAGUAGAACUGAUUGUACAUAAAUUCUAUUGCUUUGAAAGCAGGGGAAAUUAAUAAUCAGUACAGCACUUAGUAUUUUGUGGACAGAACUGUAGGCCAUUCAGGUGUGGAGGGUGAAGAAAGUAAGAGGGUAAAUUUAAGUGCUCAUAAAGUGCAGUUUCAGGAAAAGUUGACUGAAAGUAGCUCCUGCUUUGAAAUUAGUCCAGCUGUACCUCCUAUAAUGAUUAAUGUGAUCAUAUUUCUGCAGGGAAUAUAUUUACCAACAUAAUAAUUACCCAAUGCCAUGAUCCUAGAAAGCAAGCCCUGUUUUUAAACCAAUGAGAUUUUGUUUAAAAGACUACAGAAGAUUCUGGACUUGUUUCCAAUAUUGUUAGUGUGUCAUUUUGUGAUUAGGCAGUGAACAAAAGGAUAAAAUGAGAGAGGGAGCCUUGCAUAGAGGUUGCUGCAUCCUCUCUGAUCCUGGCAACUGUGCCACUUUGUUCAGACUCCUUGCUAGGCUUUAUUUAACCUGCUAAAAGUAUGCCAUCCUGCUGCUUUCACUACUUCAGCAAAUUUAAAGACUAGAGUACAGCAGUUUGCUUUUUUAAAUGCUUUCUAUAGCAGACAGCUUUAUAGUAUUAAAAGAAAAAAAUUCCUAGGGGUCAAGAUUACUCCUUUCUGGGAGAAUUUUAAGACCAGCUGUAGCAGGUAUUGCAAAAGGUAUAUUUAGAUCAAUAUAGGCAGGUGUGGUAUUUGUCUUGCAUGAGGCUCAUCAAUAAAGUUUCCAAGAGAGCAUGACUUACAUCCCUUUCACACUUGUAUACAAGGCAUAAUUUUGACAGGUGCAAUCUUGUGUGAUGGAAAGAAGAUGUUACUAUCAAAAUUGUGCACUGUGCUGCUGUUAAAGCGAGGAAUUCAUUAGUGAUCUGAAACCAAUAUACUGAAACCAGUAUAGAAGCUAGGUUGUUGACUGGGACAUCCCACUGCCAACAUGCAGUAUAAGGUUUCUGCUGAGGGAGCUGCACUGGCUGCCAAUAGGCUACCACAGGCAUAGGCAAACUCGGCCCUUCAGAUGUUUUUUGGGACUACAAGUCCCAUCAUCCCUUGCUAACAGUACCAGUUGUCAGGGAUGAUGGGAAUUGUAGUCCCAAAACAUCUGGAGGGCUGAGUAUACCUAUGCCUGGGCUACCAGGUGCAAUUCAAGGAUUUGCUUUUAGUAUUUCAACAUUUUGGGACCAGGUUACCUAAGGGAACACCUUGCCACAUCCAUCCCUGCCGAGAAACUGCGCUCCUCAGUUGGGGCACUACUAAGAGAAGUACCUAGCAUUUUGACAUUUUGGUGGCUUUUGAAAUACAUAUUUGUUCUAAGAAGGCUUUCCCUGAAGGGUGGCCCAAUCAUUGUGUGGAAUAAUAAUUCUACAACUGUAUAAAUGGUUUUGCUGCGUUUAGUUUACUGGGUUUCUAAUCUUUUUUUAUUACUGCACAUUGCUUCAGUAACUUUUUAAUUGGUUUAUAAGUGUGCAAAUGAAAUUUAAAAGGAACAUAAAAAGUUCCACCUUUAAUUUAGGUCUGCUAAAAUGAUACUUUGUUUUCUUUCGUUUGAAGCAAUAUUCUGAACUUCAGAAGUACAUGGUACGUGCUGAAAACUUCCAAGACGAAAAAAAAGACUUGAUGUCAUCAUUUUUUUAAAAAGGCAUCUACUUACAAAUGUGCUUUCCCUUGACUGGUGAUAGUAUUUGAAUAUCAUGCUGCGUUCCAGCUGUUUUUCUUUUUACUGCAAGACAAUCAAUGUGCCUGUAUGUUGUUAUGGAUACUAAUAAGUUAAUGUGUAUUUCUUUUUCAUAGUUCAUUUUAAUUAUCAAAAUAAUCAUCUAAGGACAUUUUUAUAGUGGAAGUCAUCUCUUCUGUGUUCUUGAACACCAGGCAGCUCAGCUUAAUGAUCUAAAAUGAAAAACAGUCUCUGAAUAACCCGGGUGUUCAUUCAGGAAAUGAAAUUUUAUGCGCAGUGAUGCCCAGGUGAAUUGUGCCAGUGUAUGAAAAAUGCUUGGCUUCAAUUCUUUUUGAAAGAGGAAAGGUCCACAUGGUGAGAAGCCCAAAGGCUGUAAUAUGCAUACUGCUUUCCCAGCACAGUGUUUAAAACCAGCUGUAAACCAGGUACAUUCCCACCCCCCAGGACACAGGGCAGUAACAAAUUAGCUCUCUAAAACCAACAGGCCAUCAUUGUUUAUGCAUCCUAGAGACCCAGAAUUCAUGGACUUGCAUUUAGCUGGCUGAGCGGUAAAAGAAAUAAAUAUCUUUACACUGCUAGCAAUAUCCGUUUUCCAUUUCUGUAGCAUUUGGAAGGGAAGAUGCUUUACAAGACUGAUAUGCAGAGGCUUCUGCUCAUUCUGUAUGACGUAAUACCCAGUUGGGUCUGUUUCCAUUUUCGAGUCAGGGAAUUUGAUGAAUGCUCAGUUCAUCAGCUUGACACUGACUGUUCGGUAGCAGCUUCAGUUAGACUAUUGGCAAGUGGGGUCUGCAAAACAGUCUUAAAGUGUGCAGUGAUCGUGCUCAGGGUUCCAGCAAUGCCCUUUUCCAGGAUUCACAUGCAUAUACUAUUUUCUGGGCUCCCCCACUCCAACAGCCAACUAGUAUUUUAUAGCUACUGAGCAUGCAUAGUCCUCAUUGGGCUGUUUCAGGUUUGUUUCGCUCACUUUAGUGUCUUCCCCACUGCCCUGUUCAUCUUUUUUUCUCCUCCUGAAAACCGCGGACCUUUCCCAAGCCUGCUGCACAAUGAUCCACACUUGGAAAAUGAAUUUGCUCUUAAGUGUAUAUGGGAUGAUGGCCCAGUGCAUACUUCAGAGGAGUUCAGAGUUCACUCAGAGCACCCUUCCUGUAUAUUAACUUGGAUAGGUGAGUUGGGCAGCCUUGAUAUAUAUGAAUUACAGAUCAGAGACACAUCCAGUUUUUGAUUGUGGGCAAUAUGAAGAGUAGGAAGCCUUUGGCCUCUAAUUCAGACAUACAGUAAGUUGGGGUCUUUAAUGAACAGGUGUGCUUUCUUCCUCUUCAGUAAGCUGAAUAGAUGGUGUUUCUGCUCUGUUCAUUUCCACUGUGUCACCUGUGUGAAAGGCUAUAGCUCAAUGGUAAUCUUCUUUUGCGUGCAAAACGUCCCAGGAUCAACCCCCAGCAUCUCGAGGUAGGUCUAGGAGGCCCCUGUCUGAAACCUUUGGGAGCUGCUGCUAGUCACUGUGUGCAGUACUGAGCUAGAUGGACCAAUGGCCUGACUUGAUUUGAGUCAACUUCCUGCGUCUAUUAAAAGUUUGGGCUUCAGAUGUGAAUGGAAGCAGUGAUAAUCCAGGAACAAACCUUCCUUUUGCUUGUGGGCUUCCUAGUGGCAUUAGUUUGGAAACAGAACAUUGGACUACCUGGAUCUUUAGUCUGAUCCUAUAAGGUGAUUCCUAUACUAUGUUCAUCAUCUACUCGCCAGGUGAGCCCCAAGUCACCCAAGUGCCACCACAGCUCUUAUCAGGUACAGCAGGGCAGCAGCAGUUAAGGGGGUAUGAAAGGCGAGGCUAAGGGACAGUGGGAAAAGCAAGUGCACAGACUCUCUGUGUGCAACUCCUUAAUGCGCUCAGGUUUAUUGCGACGAGUAAAGGUCUAAAGUUUGAGUGCAGUGUUAACAUUCUUAAGGCUCUGGUUUGCUUUAACAGCUCGGCUGUGCCUGCUGUGUUUGACAAAGGUGUUCAUAAGCCCCACCCAUGUUUGCACUUGGUAAAUAGAAGCAUAUUAAGUGUAAGGAAACGGAAAAGAUAUGAAUCAAGUUCUCUUCGCAUAAACGUGGGAGUUUUCGCACCUUAAGAGAGCAAGCCUUCCUCUGAUGCGAUCAAGUUUCUCCUAGCUUUUGAAUUACAGAGGAAAGCUCCCCUUAAUUCUUGUCAUGGUAUCUUUCUCUAUUCUGACACGCUACCUUUUCAAAAUCAACCAUAACUUAGGCUUUCACUCUACAUAAAGCUGUACAAUAAACUAUUCUUUCACUAUUUCCCAU